GAAGAAUCCAAAGGAUUUGGCGAGGAAGGGUGCCUGCGAGAGGCGCCAUGUUCGGAUGAGACGUUAUCGGUCAUCUCCGGCUUAGAUCUGCGGCGUUCAGCCUCUCUCUUCUUGCCGACCCAUCUCCCACGCCCUCGACGAUACCGAUGCCAUUCGCACGGCAUGGACACCUUUGCGAUCGAGAUCCGACGUCAUCGAUGCGCUGGAUCUGGCCACACCAACGGCAGAGAGGAGCGGCAGCGGCGAUUGCUUGCUCCCUUCCAAACAGCCGCCGUCACACCAAGUGAGUCUGCCCGUCGGUGACCAAGAUCCCAGCCCCUCUUCGUGUGGGCAUGUCGAUGGCAAGGAGGCCGCCGCGCAGUUCUCUGGCAAGUACCUGGUGAUGGACGUCGGCAGGAGGUUGUGGGGCAAGGACCGGCAAGUCAGGUUCUUUCUCCCUGACGUGCCCGCCAAGAUGUGCUUCUACGCAACAGUGCUGUGUAAGUUUGUGGGAGGGCUCUUGCAGGCACAGAGACGAUGCAUCGUCGUCUUGUUUGGUGUGUUGGUGCAUUCGUGCAGUGAUUGCGGGAUUGUGGAUGGUGACGUUGGGAGCUCUCACAUUCGUGCAGUGAUUGCGGGAUUGUGGAUGGUGACGUUGGGAGCUCUCACAAUCGUUCUUGUGCCUGACGCGAAAUGGGCUGGAAUCGUCGCAAUGAGUGGCCUUGGUACGUAGACGGAGGGAGGAAACCAGAACGCGCAAUGGUUUCUCUUCUCUAUUUGCUCGUUUGGCGUGUGCAGUGGGCGACCCUCUGCUUGCUAUCGUCAACUUGCGAUAUGCGUAUGGGACUUACAGGAACCUGGUUGUGCAGUUCGCGGCGUGUACGUAUGGCGUUAUCACCAUGGCCGCCAUCCUCCUCUACGCACGUACGCCAGCGGAGAAUCUGACCAAUGAAGCUGCCGUCCAUCUGUCCACAGUCCUGGUUUCCUUCCGUAUGUGUGUGUGCAGCGUUUGGCUAUGCGGCAUCACUGCUGGCCGUGCGUGUCGAGCUCGCAGUCUGCUCGCCAUCCUUCGCCUUCAUCGCCCAGCCACGACUGUUCACAAACGAGGAUGUGCUCAAGAGGCUUAAUGGUACCCAUUGGCUGCCGGCCAGGUUCAGCUUGAUGCCUGUCCCUCUUUCGGGCAUGCUGACGGCCUCUGGGUACACCUGGUCGGAGCACAACCCUCUCUGUGUGCUGGUGCGGAAGCUUGUGCCGUGGCUGAGGAAAAUGGACGACUUGGAGUUUUGCCGAAUGCUCAAGUACAUCACCUACCUGCUGACCUGUAUCGACUUCAUGUCCGACCUGGGUAAGUAAGUGGGCGACAAAAGUUUCUCGAUCUUUCGAUCUGUCUGUUUGCCUGUCUGUCUGUCUGUCUCUGUGUGUGUCUGUCGUGUGGUUGCUGCUCACCACCCAACGCCAUGCAGCUGUGGGGAUGGGUAUGAUUACCCAUGGCGUGUUGUGGCCUGGCGUGUGCAUCCUCAUUCUCUGCCAAGUGGACAACCUCAGCGCCAUCGUCUCAUACGGCAUCCGCACAAAGGCCACACUCCGGCAGCACGCAUCUCUCUUCGCCGCAUCGCUGUUCGAGGUGCCCAUCCUGGCCCUGACCAUCCUCUAUGGAGCAAGGUCGACCGACACUCUGACGAUCGUCAUCUCCAUCACGGCCACCUGCUGCACGGUGCUGACCAAGGAACUCGCCAUGCUGAAUGCGGUCAUCAUGCAGCGGGUGCGGGCGAAAGCAGCGGCGCUUGAGAUGAAGCCGAGCACCACACGACAGACCACCAGCACCGAGCGGCCGACUGAGCAGGACAGUGUGAGUUCUGCAUACCCGGUAUGAUUGAACCAUUCAUGGGUGGGGAACGAGUGAGAGUGUCUCAGAGCGUUUUAAAGGCAGUGGCUGCCAUACAUGUCAUGGCUGCGUCUCGGCCUGACCUCGUGUGUGUAUGUGAAUGUGCCUGGGCCGCACAUGCACGGCUGUGCGGUGCAUCUGUCCGUCUGUCUGAACUUGUGUCAGUUUUUGCCCACUGUGUUGGUCUUGUGUGUGGCUUGAUGGAUGGAUGUCGAUGCGAUCAAGGGAGCUUGUCUGUUGUGGAAACAGCGCAUGAACAAUCGCAUGUGUCUGCACUGCUCAACCAAUCGGAG
Molecule: messenger RNA, 2157 nt
Organism: Vitrella brassicaformis
Lineage: Eukaryota; Vitrellaceae
Source: the annotation of a GenBank genome assembly